UAUGCCAGGGAUGGACUGGCUUUCUUUCUUCUUUAGAGAGGACAACAGUGUCGCUUAGUUUGCUUCUAGCUGUCGUGUGCUGUGGCUAACCAACUGCCGUAACGUUAGCUAGGUAGCGGUGUCGCUAGUCAUAGCCUGUGGCUCGUUAAAAUUAGGUAGUAAAACUGGUACAUAGACAGUAUGAUCUCGUCGGAUCGGAGCACCUGGGUGUUGACCGGCGCCACAGCAGCCUGCGUGGCAGCGCUUUACCUGCCGUGCGUACAGAGGGCUGUCCCCGGAGGAGAUUCAGGAGAGCUGAUCACCGCUGCUUGUGAGCUGGGGGUGGCGCACCCCCCAGGGUACCCUCUCUUCACCUUACUGUCCCGCCUGGCUCUGGUCCUGCUGCCGCUUGGCUCUCCUGCGCACAGCGUCAACCUGAUGAGCGGCCUGAUGGGGGCGGCAGCGAGCGGCGCGCUCUGCUUUUCCGUCUGCAGGGUGGGAGGGGUGGGGCCGGGUGCGGCACUGGCCGGAGGGGUGUUUGCUGUGUCCAGGCUGGUCUGGCAAUGGUCCAUGGUGGCUGAGGUCUUCUCCCUCAACAAUCUCUUUGUGGGUCUUCUCUUCUCCCUCUGUGCCUGCUUCCAUCAUGCUGACAGCACCCCCCAGAGGAGAAAGUUUGCCCAGUGGGGGGCGCUGUGCUGUGGCUUGGGCCUGUGCAACCAGCACACACUGGUGUUGUACAUUGUGGUGAUCGUCCCAUGGGUUCUGCUGCGACUCCACUCCCACCAGGAGCUGUCGCUGCGUGGCCUGACGCAGCUGGGGCUGUGCUUCCUGGGUGGAUUCCUGCCUUACCUGUACCUGCCUGUCUCGUCCUACUGGAACACGGCGCGCUGGAGCUGGGGUGACCAGACGUCCCUCCACGGCCUGCUGACCCACCUCCUCAGGGCUGAAUAUGGCACCUUCAGCCUGGCUAAGACGGACAGCCCCGCGAGCCUGGCCGCCAUGCUACAGGCCCAUCUGGAACACUGCAUGGCUGACCUGCCACUCCCUGUCCUCAUUCUGGCUGGGGUGGCCCUGGUCCUUUCCCCCUUGAACAGCAGGAGGCGCUGUGUCCUGCCAUGGCUGCUGGCAAGCAUGUUGCUGCUGUACUCCCUGUUCUUUGCCUGGAGAGCCAACCUGGAUAUCAAGAAGCCCCUGCUCUUGGGAGUGGUGGAGAGGUUCUGGCUGCAGAGUGACGCGGUGCUGUGUGUCCUGGCUGGGCUGGGUCUGAGUGUUCUGGUGGAGGGGCUGGAGCGGAGACUGGGCCAGGGGGGGCUGUGGAGGGCGGGAGGCUGGGCCCUCACCGCUGGACUGGUGGCACACCUGGCCCACUCCAACUACAGGGAGUGUGAUCAGAGCCGUAAUGAUGUAGUGGAGAGGUUUGCCCAGGGGCUUCUGGACUCCAUCCCCCAGAAUUCCAUUAUUUUGACCCGUGGUGACCUCCCAGGGAACACCCUGCGCUACCUGCACUACUGCCAGGGACUACGUCCUGACGUGAGCCUUGUUGACCAGGAGAUGAUGACAUACAGUUGGUAUGUGGCGAAGCUGGGGCAUCACCACCACAAGGUGUACUUCCCUGGGCGCUGGUGGGACCCUGUUCAGUGGGAGGAAAAGCGCACCUUCAGCCUGGAGCAGUUUCUGCUCCACAACUCACAGAGGGCCGUGUUCGCCUGCAUCGGGCUGCCCAACGGAGACCCCAGCUGGCAGAGGAGCUUCGCUUACUGGCCCUGGGGCAUCUGCGAUCAGCUGGUGCCCGCCCAGGCCCGCUUCCACCCGGAAGAGUGGGCCCGGCGCACCCGGAACAUGUACAACUGGACCGAGCCUCAUGACAGCUUUCAUCCUGGGACCUGGGAAAGAGUGGCCAAUGAGGAGAUGUGGCAAGCCAGGAUGAAGACGGCCUUCUUCCUGUUUGACCUAGCGGACAAAGUUGAAGGAGAGACGAAGACACGUCUCUUUGAGCUGUCUUACACUCUGUAUAAGGAAAUAGUGGAGAAACACAAGGACCACCCCUCGAACUGGGACAAGAACAUGGCGUUAGCCAGUGAGAGGCUGCUGAGGUCUGGGGCGCGGGGCCACAACCCAGACAACCUUCUGACCCAGAGCAUCGAGCAUUUCACCUUAUAUCUGGAGAAGGAGCCCACAGACCCCCAGGCGGACGCCAUCCGCACUGCGGUCUCACACCUCCUCAAAGAGAGGCAGAGACUCCGAGAGAGGCACUCCUCCUGAGGUUUGGUGGACCUUCAGCAAUGUGGGCUGCCUGUUUCUCUUGAGUGGGAAUGAGAUUCUGCUGAAGGGCAGGACAUAAUUGAGAUGGAAAGGGCCAGUGAAACCACACAAAUAAGACUGACAGCACACCAGAGCUCAUUGAAGAGGGAGAGGUGGUGAAGGUGGGAAGGCUGGGGCAGGUGGAUGGGCUGCUUUCCAGGUUUGUGAUGGGCUCAUGAAAUGUCAAAAUCUACUGCCUUUUCUGAGGGCAGUUGAAGUAAUGAUGCUAGACAAACACGGACCCAGUCUUUACUUAAAAAAAAUA
Megalops cyprinoides (Indo-Pacific tarpon) is the source of this 2545-nucleotide messenger RNA. RefSeq names its product transmembrane protein 260 (gene tmem260). The record is from RefSeq and is a predicted model, not a curated record. The coding region runs from base 181 to 2241 and encodes 686 amino acids. The transcript is spliced from 16 exons. NCBI's taxonomy places the organism in Eukaryota, Metazoa, Chordata, Actinopteri, Elopiformes, Megalopidae.